Molecule: messenger RNA, 2514 nt
Organism: Ilex paraguariensis (yerba mate)
Lineage: Eukaryota; Viridiplantae; Streptophyta; Magnoliopsida; Aquifoliales; Aquifoliaceae
Source: the annotation of a GenBank genome assembly
AUGAUAAACACUGCCCAUUCAUCAAAAGAUAGCUCUGUUUCAAACUUGGAUUCCUUUGUGUUGGCUUGUGGUGCUUUGAGUUCUGCCACAGAUGCCAACGGCCGAAAAUGGGUUCCAGAUUCCGAAGUCGUCACUUCUUCAAAUAAUUCAGUGAUUGCUACUGCUCAAUCCCAGGAUCCUUCAUUGCCUUCUACAGUUCCUUACAUGACUGCAAGGAUUUUCAAAUCUCAAACCACUUACAAAUUUUCAAUCUCUCCCGAGAGUCGCCAUUGGGUUAGACUACAUUUUUAUCCAUCUUCUUAUAACAAUUUCAAUCCAUCCGACUCUUAUUUUUCAGUAACUGCCAAUCAGUUCACCCUUCUGAAAAACUUCAGUGCUUCAGUUACAGCCCAAGCUCUAACACAAGCAUAUAUUAUCAGAGAGUUCUCCAUCAUUCCAAUCCAAUCUGGCUUUCUGAAUCUGACUUUCACUCCAUUGACACAAAGUGGUUCUUUGGCUUUUGUCAAUGGCAUAGAGAUAAUUUCCAUGCCAGAAAUUUUCCAAUCAACACCUAUGGUUGAGUUUUCGGACCACUCCAUUGAUGCAGAGAACUCCACUUUGCAGACAAUGUUUAGGCUGAAUGUUGGUGGGCAGUACAUCCCGGCAAUCAAUGAUUCCAGGCUUAGCCGGACAUGGUAUGAUGACUCACCAUAUCUAUAUGGUGCAGCCUUUGGUAUCACCUCCGAGGCUGAUAAAAAUGUGACAAUUGCAUACACUCCUGAUGUACCAAAGUACAUAGCUCCUGUUGAUGUUUAUAGAACAGGAAGAACGAUGGGCCCAAAUGCAAAUGUUAAUCGAAAUUUCAACCUCACAUGGGUUUUCCAAGUUGAUGGUAAUUUCACUUAUCUUGUGAGGUUUCAUUUCUGUGAUUUUCUGCUUUGGAGGGUUAAUCAGAGGGUGUUUGAUAUUUUUGUCAACAAUCAGACAGCAAUUUCAAAUGCAGAUGUGAUUGCAUGGACAAAAGCCAAGGGAGUGCCAGUGUACAAGGAUUUUGCAGUUUAUGUUGGUGAUGGAAAUGGGGAUGAAGAAUUGUGGGUGACCUUGCAACCUAAUGUCUCGAUGAAGCCUGAGUUCUAUGACGCAAUUCUAAAUGGAUUGGAGAUUUUUAAGAUCAAUGACACAAGUGGGAACUUGGGAGGCCCAAAUCCUGUGCCAUCACCUCUGCUUCUCGUGCCCGAGUCUCAGCAAAGGCCAUUUGAACCAUCAAAAUCAAGUAAUCAUGGAAAAAUAAUCGGUGCAAUUGCAGGUGUGGUGGCUGGCUUUGGUCUAGUAGCUGUUGUCAUUGUUUCUGUCAAGCAUAGGAAGAGAAAAGGCAGAGAAAAAUACUCAAACUCAUCUGGUUGGUUCCCAAUCUAUUGCAACUCUCACUCUUCAGGAAUUGAAACAACGAUAUCAGGCAAGAGUAGUGGCUGUAGCAGCAUUUCCAGUGGCCUCUGUCGACAUUUCACAAUUGCAGAGAUAAGAUUGGGCACCAUGAACUUUGAGGAGUCUCAAGUUAUUGGGGUUGGAGGAUUUGGCAAGGUCUAUAAAGGCAACAUCGAUGGAGGGACCGAAGUUGCAAUCAAAAGGGCAAAUCCCUUAUCAGAACAAGGGGUUAAUGAGUUCCAAACUGAAGUUGAACUGCUUUCAAAGCUACGACACCAUCAUUUAGUUUCACUGAUUGGAGCUUGUGAAGAAAGCAAUGAGAUGAUUUUGGUUUACGAUUACAUGGCUAAUGGUACUUUAAGGGAGCAUCUCCAUAACAGCAAUGCCAAUAAGCCUCCGUUGUCUUGGAAGCAAAGGUUAGAUAUUUGUAUUGGUGCUGCCAAGGGACUUCACUAUCUUCACACUGGUGCUAAGUACCCCAUCAUUCACAGGGAUGUGAAAACUACGAACAUUCUGCUGGAUGAGAAAUUGGUUGCGAAGGUUUCCGAUUUUGGCCUCUCAAAAACCGGCCUUAGUCUCAACCAAACCCAUGUUAGUACAAUGGUGAAAGGUAGUUUUGGCUACUUGGAUCCAGAGUAUUUUCGACGCCAAAAACUGACAGAAAAAUCGGAUGUGUACUCAUUCGGGGUAGUCCUUUUUGAAGUUUUAUCUGGAAGGCCAGCGCUUAAUCCUUGCCUGCCAAAGGAACAAGUUAGUCUUGCAGAUUGGGCACUACAAUGCCACAAGAUGGGCUAUUUGGGGAACAUUAUUGAUCAUUAUAUUGCAAGUGAGAUUAGUCCCGAGUGCUUGAAGCACUUUGCAGAAACAGCUGCGAAAUGCUUGUGUGAUCAAGGGACUGAUCGCCCUUCAAUGGGGUCUGUGCUGUGGAAUCUUGAGUUUGCAGUUCAAUUACAGAGCAAUCCUGAUGGACCAAAAGUGGUGGCAGAGCAGAAGGCUAAUGAUGCUUAUGCUAUGCAGGCAACAUGGUUGAGGAUUGAAGGGAUGAGUGAAGUAGACAAGGAGUCAGAACAAAGCGCGAAUGCAAUCUUCUCUCAGAUAGUGAUACCAUAG